Molecule: messenger RNA, 10394 nt
Organism: Xyrichtys novacula (pearly razorfish)
Lineage: Eukaryota; Metazoa; Chordata; Actinopteri; Labriformes; Labridae
Source: the annotation of a GenBank genome assembly
GGGAGUUCUACAAUCCGGAGGAAAAGCAAGUAGCCAACGUCGAAGUGGAUUCCUCGAGGCCUGGCGGGUAAUUUUACGCUAAAGAAGAGGAAACAUAACGUUACGAAGUAUUUUUUACGCAUUGGACUGAUUAUUACACUACUUCGAAGCCACUACGAAGUCGACUUCAUAUGAAACGGUCUGCAGAAACGCUGAAAAUGACUAAAUUUAGCCAACGUCAGCUGCAUGUUUUGAGUGUGGAGUGAGCUAGCUAGCCUUAUAUCAUAACCACUGAAGAAAACGCUAACGCCCGCUAGCAAAGUGUGCUAAUAUCAAAACCUUAAUAACAGGGUUUUUUUUAGUACUUAUCAAAUGUUACGUGCCGUGUCCUAUACUAAACAUGACUUGGCCUUGCAUUAUGAUUGUUAGUUAGAGCAGUAAAUGACUUUUACAGAUGAAUGUUAACGCUUUAGACGAAGAACUUCACUGCAUGAUCACUUAACUUACAUUUGAAGUGUUGUGUUGUUUCUGAUCAGGCCUCCCACGUGCCCUUCCUCAUAUUUUCAAGCUUUUAAGGAGAAGUGGGUGUGAACCUGAUACUUUGACUUGUUGUCAACCGUGCACAUGAGCUGCUCACACAUCCUGACAUUGGUUUCACUGAAUGAACUGAAGACUCCAUAACACUCUGAAGUCUAAAAUUGUGUCCUUCUUUGCAGGAUGGAGGAUUUGAACUAGAGCUCGACUGGACACAACAGGACUGUAAGAGGAAAAAAAGGAAAUAACUGAAUGACCAUGGCCUACUCCAACUACACCAACCUGAGCAGGGCUCAGCUUACCUUUGAGUACCUGCACACAAACUCGUAAGUGCCUCAUAAUGACACUGUACCACCCAUGUUUAUUAAAACUUUGAAAUACCCUAACCUAUGAAAUAAUACUGCUUCAAGACAAAAAGACUGUAGGAAGGUGACAUCAGAUCUAUGCCCCUGCAUACACACUCUACUACAUGACUAUGUUUACACUUCAUCCUGAAUAAUACAGGUUAAGGACAAUAACCACCCGUCUGAUCAUGUCAACAAAAGCAGAAAAUUAAGACUCUCCCUGGAAGUAGAAUUCAUGGAAGAGCUGUUUCAUUGGAUUGCAUUAGAUGCCCAGGUGCAAACAAUAUUACUGCUGGUUGGUGUAUAUCAACCGUUACCUGUGGAGCUCUUCUCUGUGUAUGAUGUGAGGAGUGUACUAUCUUCAUGUUCCUAUCUUUAUCUUCUAAGGACAUCUUGAAUGUAUGUGUAACUGGUUCAACAGUACCUUAAGAUAUGUAAUGUAUACGUUACUUUAUGUACCUGAAAGCAAAUAUAAGUCAUCCACAGGUGUGUGGUGACCGGUUAAACUUGUGACAAAAAAAUACAUAUAUGUAUAUAUUCAUCUUUUAGUCAAAAGGAUAUUGUAGAGGACAAAUAAUUUGAUUUGUAUGACAGUGAUCAGGCGGUGGAGGCUACAAAUUGGAACAAGAGUGUGAAGUAUUCAUCAAACAGCGUAUCCAAAAAGUUGUUUUUUAUAACUGUAUUUUUUAUUUAUUCUUUAUUUUAUUUUGUAAAGCACUUUUAAAAACAGAUGUUCACAAAGUGCUUUGACAGAAAGUGUCAAAGCAAAGAGCUUGAGCACAAAAAUAAAAACAAGAAGCACAAAUCAAGGCCUCAGAAAUUAAAGACCAUUUUCAUAUCUCAUAAGAAACCCAGACAAUAUAAGAACCACGCAACAUAAAAUGAGACCAUGACAAAGCUUAAGACUCAGAAUCAGUAGAAAAUAGCCUGAUCGACUGUAUCAAAAGCUUCACUUGGAUCUUAAAGAAUUAAAAUUUCAGAAUUUUGCUGCAUUUUAGAUAACAUCACACUAAUCUGAUUUUGCUUUAUUAUUUUUUAGUAAUAUGUGUCUUACAUCUAUGUUUUAUUGAUGUAUUCUGAAAGACAUAAGUAGGCUUGACGUUGCAAUUGGAUAUAUAUUUUCUAAUCAUUCUGUAUUUCUAACAUGUUUCUCUCAAGAUUAUUUUGGUUAAAAAGUGAUCUUUUUUAAUUAUUCGAUUUUGUGGUCUACUUCAGCACAACCCACGAGUUCCUGUUCGGAGCCUUGGCAGAACUUGUUGACAAUUCAAGGUACUGACAAUAAAACUUUCAAGUGAUAUCAAAUUUCGGAGCAUGAAAAAUGUACAUCAGCCUCUUUUUAUGUUAAAAAGGAAGACUCUCAAAGAUGGUUUGUUUUUUCCUUCACAGAGAUGCCAAUGCUACACGAAUAGACAUCUACACAGGUAAACCUCAGAAUAGUUCUUACAGUAAAGUCUACACAUUCAUCCAUGCUCCAAAUGUGACUGUAACCUUUCUGCUGUCUGUGCUGACAGAAAAAAAGCCCGAGCUGCGGGGCAGCUACAUGCUCUGUUUUCUGGAUGAUGGUAUUGGAAUGGACCCAAGUAAGUGGCACUUGAAUAACAGAGAUGUUGUUUUAAACCUUUCCAUUGCAAGAUUUUCCAUGAUAACUUGAUUGUUUAAAACUCAAAACUGACUGAACUGUUUUUUUUUCCUUUCUUUUUGUUAGAUGAGGCAACCCAUGUAAUCCAGUUCGGGAAGUCAAGCAAACGGUCCCCUGAGUCCACUCAGAUCGGCCAAUACGGAAACGGUUUGAAAUCGUAAGACCUUCAUUUGAUAAUAUGUGAUUUUUUAACUUAAAAUUGGACAUACUCGUGUUUUCCAUAUCUUUAAAUUUAAAUAUGUUCUGUUUUGUUUUACAGUGGAUCUAUGCGUAUUGGAAAGGACUUUAUCUUGUUCACGAAAAAGGGCGACACGCUGACAUGCCUUUUUCUGUCCAGGACUUUCCAUGAAGAGGAGGGUCUGGAUGAGGUCAGAUACAAAUGUGGUCAAAAAGAGUUCCUGUUGUUAGCAAUUGUUAGAACUGUUCAUAACUGGGGAAUUUUUUGCAAACGGUAAAAAGAGAAAACGUUGGGCUGUCGUGCAUUGCUCACCCAGUCUGUUUCAUAGCUGCAAUUCACUGUUUUUCCUCCCGUUUAAUAUUUGUGAGGUGAGAUUUUGCCGAGGAGACACUUUCUGCCUCAUGUUUAAGCAUCAGGAUUUUCAACAUCUUUGAACUUCCACACAAUCAAAGACUCUAAUCCUCUCUCUUCAGGUGAUAGUGCCCCUCCCCUCCUGGGAUCUGAAGACCAAAGAGCCACUGACUUCUGACCCGGAGAAGUACGCCAUCGAGACAGAGCUGAUAUUUAAAUACUCGCCUUUUAAGAGUGAACAAGAGCUGAUGGAACAGUUUAACAAAAUAGAGAGCAGCAGUGGUAAGUCAACUCUGAUGUGUGUCCCUGAUUUCAGCGACGUUCAUUGUGAUGUUUACCUUCUGAUGUUAUUUUAAGACACGAAAUUUGGAGAGCAUUCUGAUCUGUGGUGUUAUUUGUGUUCAAACACAGGACAUUGUACCUUAUAUAUUGUUGUAAUUUGUUAAAAGGAACUCUAGUCAUCAUCUAUAAUCUGAAGCUGAUGGACAACGGAGAACCAGAGCUCGAUGUGGUGACGGAUCAUCAGGACAUACUGAUGGCUGGAACGGCAGCAGAAGGAGUGUGAGCAUCAUUUUACUAUUUUCAGAGCAUUCAGUUAUGUGAUCCUUAACCCAAAUGUUUUCAAGGUUAUUUCAUUGGAUGUUUAUUUUUGUUAAUGGGUGGGUGCGUGUGCCCCCUGCUCCUCUUGUAGGAAGCCAGAAAAGAGGUCAUUCAGGGCGUACGCUGCUGUGUUGUACAUCGACCCACGGAUGAGGAUUUUCAUCCAGGGGCACAAAGUCAGGACCAAGAGAUUGUCAUGCUGUCUGUAUAAGCCGAGGUGAUAUGAUGAUACAUUUCUUAUGUCUGAGAUAGACGAUUUUUGCUAAAACAAACAAAUACACAAAGAAGAGUUUCAUAAACAUUUGUGUUGUCUUAAAGGGUUUAUAAAUACACAUCGACUCGCUUCAAAACUCGUGCUGAGCAAGAGGUGAAGAAAGCCGAUCAUCUUGCCAAGAUUGGUGAGUGAGCUGUGUAAUGAUUAAUCUACAUUUUGGUUUCAUGUAAUGACUGCCUCACUCUUAAACAUUUACAAUUUUGUCAUUUAUUUUAGCCGAAGAAAAAGCAAGAGAGGCAGACAGUAAGCGCAUAGCCUUGGAGGCAAGACUGGGAGACGACCUGUCAAAAGAUUCAAGGGUAAGACAAGGAGAUUUUUGGGGGGAUUAUCAUAAAACAAAUGUAAACGAACUCUGCUCAGUUCAUAAGCUUGUGAGCGAAGCUGUUUUAAUGUCCGAAUUUGUUGUCUCCAUGUGCUCUCUCCCCCUCUGUCAAGGCAAUCCUGAGAAAGGUUCAAGAUUCAGCAAUGAUGCUUCAGCGGGACGCUGACAUGAAGAAAAUGAUACUUGAAGCAAAGCAGAAGUAGGAAGACCUCCUUAACACUGCAAAUGGUCUUGUUUAGACCUUGAAAUGCCUUUAAUUUUCCUUAAUGUGCUGAAGUUUAAAUAUUACAAUAGAUUUUGCUUUGGUUUUAAUAUAAAAUCCUCCAACACAAAACUCUAGAUUGCUUUGUUUAUGCUCGUUUUUUCACCACCCUCUCUUUUCAGAGCCCUGAAGGAGCCCAAGGAGUUGAACUUCAUAUUUGGAGUGAACAUUGAACAAAGAGAGCUGGAUGGGAUGUUUGUGUACAACUGCUCUCGUCUCAUUAAGAUGUAUGAGAAGACUGGCCCCCAGCUUGAGGGAGGCAUGUGAGUAAUGUGGAGGCAGAGAUUGAAAUGUGAUGUUGCUUGAAAAUAAUAUCCUUUAGGAUAUUUUCAUUCAUGUUGUCUGACUUUUUAUGUGAUCUGCAUUUUUAGGGCAUGUGGGGGCGUUGUUGGCGUGGUGGAUGUGCCGUAUUUAGUCUUAGAGCCGACUCACAACAAACAGGACUUUGCAGACGCAAAGGAAUAUCGGCAUUUACUGAAGUCCAUGGGGGAGCAUUUAGCACAGUACUGGAAAGACACAAACAUUGGUGAGUUUCUUGAAAUUUGUAAUUGUUUAAGUUCUUGCACUGGUAAGAAGAGUAGCUAAAGGAAAGGGUGCUUAUUAAAGCGAUUAAAAAAAUCCUCCAACACAGCAAGAUGGUAAGCAAUAGUAAUGAUAAUUUUUUUGGUUAGAAUUUCAUGGUUGCAUUACACUGAUUACAGUCACUUUUUGUAUGGUAAGGUGUAGAUACCCAAACACCAACAUCAGAGCAGUAUUAGCUUUAUUUAAGACUUUACUUUUAGAUACUCAUAGCUCUAAGUUUUACUCCGCUCACCGUGGAGCAACUGGUUGAAAGCUUUGCUUUUACUCAUGUUAACCAUCAACCACCAUCUUAAGGCAAAAUAGUCGGUAUGUGUUAUAAUGGGCCACACUGGAAGACAAGUCAAAAGUCUACUGUCAUGUCACCAUGGUUGUGGUGCACGUUCCUUCCUACGGUUCUCUGGUGUACAUACUCCUUCACAAAUGCACCGAGGAACAAGUAGAAAAAUUCUGGAAACUUUUCAUUGGAAACAUUUGCCUGAAUAACUUAAAAUUUGAAUUUCAUUAAAUCACAUGUUAAAAUAUUUUAGUUGUCAAUAAUAAAUGUCUGUAUGUUUUUUUUUGUUUUUUUUUUCUGCAGCUCAAAAAGGAAUCGCAAAGUUCUGGGAUGAGUUUGGCUACCUGUCCGCCAGCUGGUCAGCACCUCCAUCAGUAGAGUCCAGAUAUAAAAGACGUCGCGCCAUGGAGAUACCAAUCACUAUUCAGUGUGGUAUGUCACUGAUUUAUACACACACAAAACACAUUUACAUCGCAUAUAUGCCGUGCUGCUUGUAAACAAAAUACUUUGAACUCACACUGAUUCUCUGACUCUGCUUUUUAUCAAAAGACAAAUGUCUAAAGUGGAGAACGCUGCCUUUCCAGAUGGAUGCUGUGGAUAAACGUUACCCAGACAGUUGGGUGUGUCUCAUGAACCCAGACAGCAGCCAGGACAGGUGAACAGAAACUUUUUGAAUAGGAUUUGUCUUUGAAAUAGCAUCUUGUGCUUUUUGUGUAACAUUCACUUAGCACAGGCACUGCAUGUUAAUGUAGUCUCCUUGUCGCUACAACAUUGUUUUCUUCAUGUGAUGUGGAGUGUGUGUUUUUUUUUUUUUUUAGGUGUGACGCUCCUGAACAAAAACAGAAUUUGCCCUGUGGUGUUCUCAAGAAAGACAAGCAAACAGCUGAAGACAAACAGAAAGAGCUGGCAGAGAAAAUCAAACAGCAGCAGGAAAAACUUCAGGCCUUGCAGGUAUCAUAUCCGUCUUUAUCACCUCUCCUCCUUACACUGCCUCUUUAAUUUGUUUCAGGACUGAAGUCAUAUUUUUCCCUUUAGAAAACCACUACCAUCAGAUCUGCAGCAGAUAUAAAGAAGCUACCACUGGAGGUCAGCAUGAAACCAACAGAGAGCACCUCUCAGGUACUAAGCAUCAUGGUGUCACUUUUGAACAGUCCUGUAAUGUUCUUGAGCUUCAACUAGAUUAUUUUGCAUUCAUCAUCUCACCGAAAUAUUCUGUUGUUUCUGCUCUUUUUUCACAUGGUUUCAGGCAACUAGGUCUUCUGAAAGGACCACAACACGCCCUCGCUCCCCGCCUCUCCCAGCUCACCUCAAAAACGCCCAGAGUACCCCUCCAACCCGUGCAGCAUCUCAGCGCCCCACCAGAACACCCGCCCCUCCGCCCCCCAAAGUCGACGCACCCAGGUUGAGGGCUGCAGCAAAACCGCCUCCACCUGCAGCGAAACCUGUAGCCAAAGCAUCUGCCAAAACACCCCCACCCAGCCGCACCACCCGGGUAAGUGAGCAGUUAUGAAAGAUUUCUACUAAAGUCAUUAAAGAAAGGCUCUGCUGCAUAUGGCGUCACGUUCAAAUUUCACCCAGAAAUAAUCGCUGAAAAUGUUUCUGUUCAGACACCUGCCAAAGCAGCGUCAGCCAAACCUGCAGCUGCUGGACAACGCAAGAGAGUAAUAGAAGAGGAUAGUGAAGAGGAGGAAGAGGAGGAGGAGGAGGAAGAAGAAGAAGAAGAAGAAGAGAAGGAGGAGGAUGACAGUGAAGAAGAGAGUGAAGAGGAAGUACCACAAACAAAGAAAUCAAAGAUGGCCGCAGCAGCUGCUAACCGUGGUAAAGUGGUUGAGAAAGCCACACCUCCCAAACGUGGCAAAUUGGACGAGGUAAACAUCAAACUUUGUUUUCCAAUGAGAGUAGACUCAGAAUCAAGUCAGAUAUGUGCAAGUUAAAUUUAUAUAUUUCACCCUUUUAAAGAGACGUGUGGAAUCAAAUGGCAGCAUUAGCAAAGCCACAAAUGAUUUAUAUUUUGAGUCAGUCAGGUUGUGUGGCUUAUUGUGCUAACACUGCGAGGACUUUGCUGCGAUGGCGUACCUGCUUCUCUUUUCUGCUGCUUGUUGCUUAUGUGUCUGUGAUAUUACCUACCUCCAUUAAAGUCACAGUGAGGAGUCAGAAUUGAAUAGAUUUGGGAAAGAUGUUUGCUAACAGCAUAUUCAAGAUCUUAAUUCAAACUAAUUGUUGACGUUGAUUAAAAGUCACAAAUUUGGAAUCAUACUUGGACAUAAGUUGCAAUGAGCGUUGCUUUUUCAGCCUUCAGAAGUAUCUAGACAGGUCCUAAAAGGAGGAUCUUUAAUUAAGAUUCAGCCUCAUAUGUCAACCAAAAAUAAAUGGAAUAAUAAUAUCAGCAAUCCUGGGUGAGUAAGUGGGUUACCGAACCUCAAAUCAGAGCCCCUCUGCUGUUGACCCUGCAGGUCAACAAACGCUCACAGCUUGAGAGGAAAGCGGUUUCUACUCCAGCACGGCAGGCAGCAACAACUCCAUCCUCUGGCCCUAAAUCUAUUUCCUUGCAGCAGCAUGUUGCUAAACCAAAGGUAGCUUUAUUCAGCCGGUCACUGUCUUUAAUUCCUGCAGAUAAAGUUGCAUCCACUCUCACAGCUUCUAACAAACAUGAAACAGAAACUUUCCGCUGACUUGGGUGUUCUGAACGACGGUUCUCUGAUCUAACAAUCUUCUCCUAACAUUAUUAUCAUUGUCUAACAACUCUUUAUCAAACAUACUUUCCUCCUCUUGUGCCUGGGGUCACGCUGGGAUUUUCACCUCUUUCACUGAACGGAUGCAAAUUAUUUCUUUGAUUAAGUCUUCUUUGCCAGAAGACAUGUCUCCUCUGACUGUUGAAUGUUGAAUGAUGUGAUGAUUUUUUAAGGUGCCUGAGAAGCCACCACAGCAGGAACCAGAGAAUGACGCUAAAAACGCUCAGAGAGGUGAGUUGAUGGACUGGGCUUGGCUGAAAGUGUCAACACAUUGCUGAAAAGAGGACGCUCUUUUAAAGAUUUGAGGAUUUUCUUCUUUGAAUUUUUCAUUCCCACAGAUAAGGGGCUGCUGGUGGAAGUACGUGUCAACAAGGUGUGGUACACCGGCAAAGUCAUAGCUGUGGAGGCAAACAAGCAAAGUGUUCGCUGGAAGGUGAAAUUUGAUUAUGUACCUCGAUCUACCCCUAAAGACAGAUGGUAAGAUCCUUGUACUGUGUCGCUGGUUUUAGGGCAUAUUUUGCUGACCUGCCAGAUGAUUCAUAUCAUAUCUUUGGUUUACUUUAAUCUAUGUCGUAUGUGAAGGGUAUUCAAAGGCAGUGAUGAGGUCCGGCUGAUGCGGCCGCCAUCUCCAAUCUCUCAGACACCUGACACUCAACAGGAGACUGAGAAGGGUCGAGCAGCCAUGGAGCCGGACACCACCCAGCCAGGAACCAGCCGAGAGGUGACCGACAGUCUGGUCACCAUGUUGAGGUGAGUUGAUCCUGAUGAACUGUUGUUUCCUCACAACAGCGAGGGAUUAAUCUCAAGUGUGUUCACUGUCCCGUUUAUAUUUCCAGGACAAUGCUGCGUUACUUCUUUCCUCCUGCUUUCCGGAUUCCAAAGGAUGAUGUGAACAGUAUGACGGCAGAGGAGUUGGUGGCUUUUCCUUUGGUAAAUACAAAAAUAAUUUUAAUAGAUGAUAGAAAAUGUCAUUUAUUACUACUUUUUUGUUUUUCAGAAAACUAAGUGCUAUGUGUGCUUCUGUUUAUGCUCCUUCUAGAAAGAGUAUUUCCAGCAGUAUGAAUCAGGUCUCCAGUCUUUGUGUAACUCGUACCAGAGCAGGGCUGAUGCCAGGGCCAAAGCUGUGGAGGAGAAGAGCAACAGUACUGAAGUCAAACUGAAGGAGGCAGACGAGAAAUUACAGAAACUGAGAACAAACAUUGUAGCACUUCUGCAAAAAGUACAAGAGGUGAGUUCACUAGUUCAGUCCUUUCUAUUAAUAAUACCAGAAACAGGUUAUCUCCUAACAUUGUGGAAUGUUUUUCAUGUGCUUUUUUCUGUUUGUAAGAUGGGCUUUCUUUCUUCUUUUUAAACUAUGACAGGACAUUGACAUAAACACAGAUGACGAGCUUGAUGCAUACAUCGAGGACCUCUUAACCAAAGGUGAUUAAAGAAGACAUAACUGAGAGUUACAGGAAAGAAGAAGAGGACUUGAACAUAAACUGGUGGUUUUAAUCCAGCAAGUAUUUGCUGAGAGUUCUCAAAACUGAUUGUCAUAACUUUGACCGAUUUGUUUGAUCAUUUGUUAAGCCCGCACCUGUGCGCUCUUGAGUUUCUCCACUGCUGGGUAGCCCUCUCUCCCAUGACUUUCUCUUUAGUCCUUUUUUAUAUAACUGCUUAUAUAUGUACGUUCGUCUAUGUUCAGUUCAUCCCUUCUUGAUUCAUCCUUAACAGUUUGUGUAGGUUUAAUACAAGUAAUGCUUCCUUUAUGAAGUCAACUUAUGCUGUUAAAACUGCAGACUACAUUGGUUCUUUGUUUGAGACGAUCAUCAGAUGAGAUUGGGACAGUCACGGUGACCUGAGACUUGGGUUUGGCUAGUGUUAAUCAUCGCAGCCUGUGUUUCAGCUGUAACAUUUAUUUUUCUACACUACGAUCGUAUCAGUGUUGCUUGCUACCUUACUUCAUCCUGGCCUGACAAUUCGACCAGGUUAAUAUUUUACACUUGGGUGAUGUGCCACACCCACAAACAUAAUCUUCUUACUGGGUUUUAUCAGUAUGACUAUUCCCCCAUACCCCUCCUAAAUUUAAGCUAAGACUGUUCUGUUUUGUUUAGUUAUUUUUUAAGUUUUGGAGGAGAAAAUAUUCUCAUUUAAAUGCAAAAGUUGUGUGUUCAUUAUUAUUCAGUGCCUGUGUCCUUCCUUUUGAACAGAUUUUUAACAUGUCAUGGAAAUGUUUUAUGAAACAGUGCAUGCUUUCAGUCUUUAUGUUCUAAUUGGAACAAAGGAUUCUGUAUUUUUGACAAAUCUUUACUUCAAAUAAUAAAACAGGUUCAGUAACAACUCA